Messenger RNA from Tetranychus urticae (two-spotted spider mite), 4804 nucleotides. RefSeq lists its product as uncharacterized. The record is from RefSeq and is a predicted model, not a curated record. Lineage: Eukaryota; Metazoa; Arthropoda; Arachnida; Trombidiformes; Tetranychidae. Gene Ontology annotation, molecular function: protein dimerization activity.
UAUACAAAUGUAUUGUUGACAAAUGUAAACAUUUCUUACCUAUUUCCGUGUUUUUUUAAUCAAGUAAUUUCUGAGACUUGUGUAAUAUAUAAAAUUUAAAUGACUUCAUCAGAACUUAAUGAUGGCAACAAAAAGGUCAACAAUGGAGAUAAGGAAGAAGAAAAUGAGCCAAAAAGGUCUUUCCGAGCUGAAUAUGCCCGUAAAAGUCACAAUAAUAUUGAGAAGAAAAGGAAGGAUAAAAUAGCUAUCUGGAUAAACAAAAUUUAUGAGCUAUUACCUAAAGAUCCUAAGAAAGAAAGCAAGAAUGGUAUCUUGGAGAAAGCAUAUCAUUACAUGGUUCAUCUUAAAGAAAUGAAUGACAAACUUAUAUAUGGGAAUGCAGAUCAAAUCACAGGGGAAGAACUACGGUUUGCGAGGAAAAAAAUAACUAAAUUAGAGGAAACUAACGCUGUAUAUUACAAAAUACUAAAGAUGUCUGGUAUAACACCCAAUAAUAUCCCAUUGGAUGCUAUGAAACCUCUUACCCCUAAAAAUGCCAAACUUAAACAAGAUAAAAUUAAUUUAGACAAAGUUAAUCCAUCCACUAAUUCCGCUGAUGAUAAUUCUGAUGCUGCAUCUGAUACAACAGAGGUUAUCAGAGAUGAUGAUAAUGCAGAUCAAUUCAAUAAAAAUGGUAUUCAAGACUCGACACAAAACGCACCUGUAACUGAAAGAAUGAACAUAAAUUCUCUCUUCCAAAAAACUCCGCUUCUAGUUGUCAAUCAAAAUCUAGACCAAAAUGCACCAAGAAUAAGUUUGUCUAAUGGAUCUCAACUCAAAAUCCGUCCUUCACCUAAUGUACAAAUUCUGGGUAAUGGUGCUUUAGCCAUUGAUAGUUCUGGUUUUAAUCAAGGUCCAAUUAUAUUAGGAUCGACCUUAUUGAGUCCACCUCAACCAACAACUUUGUUGAUGAGCAAUGGUCAAUUAAUAUCUUUAGUUAAUCAACCUCAACCAGCUUUCGUCUAUACUCCUGGUGCUGGUUUUGUACUAACUUCGUCAACUCCCAUCAACAACUCCAUUAAUGUUCCAGUUAAACCAACAGAACAAGCAGAGAAAGGAAAAAAGAAAACGCGAGUGACAGUAAACAACGAACCCGAAGCAAACUCUAUGAUUGUGACACCUGAGACAAAAGUAACUCAAACUAGGCCUAAAAGAUCUCGAACAUAUCAGAAAGCUAAUUCUAAACAAGUUCCUAUCAGUGAAGUGUUAGUAGAAAAUGAUCAAUCUACUAAUGAACAACAAAAUGAAACAUCAACGCCUGCUGUAAAGUCUAGGAAAAGGCCUAGAAUUGGAAGAGUUUCUCGUAAAUCUAAGGAAACAUCUGAUAAGUUAACAAUCAGUGAAGUGAAUUUGCAAAGUGAUUCAGCCUCUGUAAUCAAAGAGAAAAGACCUCGACCAACUACUGUAAUUGAAAGAGUUGCUGAUUCGCCUGUUAAAAGCUGUACCGCUGACAAACAAGCUAACAAAAAUGUUAAUUCAAGUAAAGGGUCUGCAAAAGAAUUUGAUGAAACGCUAACUACUGACAAUACAAGUAAAAAAUUGAUUCCUUGUAACGAUUUAACUAGCAAUGAUCUCGAAACUGAAGAUAGAAUUGACUAUUCUUUCCGUCAAAACAGUGACAAUAAUGAAACAGCUUGUGACCAAGAUCAAUUACCUCUUCUUUUGAGUAGUUUAUCGGAUGACCAUGAAAUGUCAACUGAAUCAGUUCAUAGUGUUUCUAAUUCUAGUUUACCAACUUUCCUAAGUUUAUCACCGCCUGACCAUCUUACCGAUUUCCUAUCGAAAACUACAGAUCAUAAUAGUACUGCUCGCUCACCCCGUUACUCUAGUUCAAUAAAUCGACUUAAUACGAGUGCACCGACUUCUCAAACUCCUUCUGUAAUCAUGUCAAAUCAAGGUACAAACUUGAUAAGUGAGCCUCAUCAUCUCAUGGGACAAAACGACAAGGACCCUAUGUUUGAAGGUAAUUUAGAGUCAAGCAAUAAAAAUAUGGAACCUGAAAUGCAAGGAAAAGAUAGUGAUGUUUCAAUGUGUGUUGAUGAAAAUUAUUCUAAUUCAAUUAACCACCACCACCAUCAUCAUCAUCACCUUAUGAUAAAUGAAAGAGAACCGAUAGAGUCUUCAGCUCAUGGAUCUAACGAUGAUGGCGCUGAUUCAGGACAAUCAAGACUUUAUACUACAGAUUCGCAAGAAAAUAGACGUUCUGAGACAAAUAAAUCAACGAAUUCUCUAACAGAAAUCGGUUUGAGAAAAUCUUCAGAAGCAUCUACUUCAUCUUCAACAGUACCAACGGUUACCACUACAACUUCAUUAUCAUCAAAUGUAAAUGCAUCAUCUUCUUCAGGCAACAAUUCAGGCACCAGCCAAGAGCGUAACUUUUUACCUUAUUCAGCUGAAUCUCUUCUGAGACAGCAGCCUCAGCAACAAAGCACUACUAUGCCUACCUCAGGGCCAAUUAAUUCAAUUUAUCAUGUUCAUUCCAAUGUAGAUCCAAAUAUUGAUUUCUCCAAUCGUGGAACUGCUUCAGCAUCAUCAAACAAUGUUAGUUCAAAUUCUCGGCCGACCAUUUCAUAUUCUGCUGAAAGAUUAAUCCACUCACCACCAAUAGAUACAACAGUUUCUGCUAAUCAAUCUAGCAGGCACAAAUCUCAUGAGGCAAAUAAAGUUUCAUCCAUGCCUAAUAAUAAUCAAUCUAAUAACUCUGCGAAUAUCUACAAUGAACAGUAUUCAAUCAUAAGAACUGCUCGGGGAAGCACCGAUAUGGAUUCUAAUUUAUCUCGUAUACAAUCAAAUCAUCAUCAACAUCAUGCACAACAGCAACAACAUCCGAGUAAUGUGUACAGAACAUCUCCGCAAACUCAGGACCAGCGAACUAACCAAGAUCAACAUCAAUCUUCUCGAAACUCUAAUCCAACAAGCCAAUCUCAGCAGCAAAUUAUGCACCAGCAACGCGAUGUCUAUCCAGAGAAUCAUCUGCAUCAUCACCAACAACCUCCACCUCCUCAAUCAUCUCGAAGUCAAACACAGGCAAAUUCGAGUUCACAAGGGCAAAUAAGUAUGAAAACAACUUCUACUAGUGACAGUUCUACAACCAAUGCUAAUAAUGGUAGCAAUAGUAAUAGUAAUACUACUGCUAACAAUAAUAGCACGAAUAAUGGUCGAGAAAUUUUCAAUCAUCCGUAUCCAUAUGGCCCGAUGCCAAAUGAUGGGUCUUCAUCAGGUGACAGGAAUGACAAUCAUGCUACUUUCGCCAACAACGGAAAUCAUCAGAAUGAUGGUUUUAUCGAGGGCAACUCACAAAACAAUUUCAUUCCACCUUUUGCACCUCCUAAUAACAAUUGUCAACCUUCUUUCAAUGCAACUAAUAAUCGCCGAUCAGGCAGUUCAUCAACUGCCAUGCUAGCUCCAUUCCCGUUUUCUGAUCCUCUCAAUUCAAGCACUUCUUUUUCAUCCGACCCAUACAGUAGACCAGCUAAUACACCAAGCUCUAACGCAUCAUCCGUAGUCAAUUUUGAUACUAACAGACGUAUUGGUAAUUCAGGACAUUUUGUUGACCAUACAUCAUCUACAGCAAACAAUUCAAAUAACAAUUAUUUCAUGAUGCAUAAUCAUCAUGUUGUCUCAUCAGCCCUCCCUAAUUCAAAUAAUCCCCCGAUAUUCUCAACCAGUUCCUCAUUUCCUAGUCUCAUUUCCAGCUCAACCAAUUCAAACUAUGAUAAUAAUGGUUACAAUCUUACCUGUCCUCCGAGACCAUCAUCCAAUGUCAAUACUACUGUCAAUAUCUCAGGCUCUACUAACACCAUUUCCAACUCAAAUCUUCACUCUCAUCACCAUUCUCACCAUUCUGUCUUCUACGGUGACACGAGCACACCACCCAUGCAUAAUUCUCGUCGUCAGUCUGAGUUAUCGCCAUAUUCAGCAUCAAGUAAAUCAGUGAAUAAUGGCGGAUCAUCUGGAUCAUCAAAAACACCUAAUAACGCUACUGCCAGCACACCACCAACAAAUUCUAAACAAUCAGGGAAAUCAGUUGGAGGCUCAAGUAAAUCAACCAAGAAAGGUUCUACUGCUAAUGCUGCCAAAAGUAGAGGCCAAUCUUCAAACAAUGAUACACGAUUAAGUAUCAAUAAUCCUCCUGUAGUAAACUCGUAUCCAUCAAUGCCUAGUUUCGUACCUCCACCAUCCUCCUCUUCAAUGGUUAAUCAUCGAUCUGUUGUUACUCCAUCUUCCUCUUCGACCGCAUCCGCGUUGAACGUGUCUUCAUCUGAAAGAUCUAUAGAUGGAGGUGAAUCUUUAUUUAGACCUCAACCACAAUCCAAUUCUGCGAAUAACAUGCAAACAUCUUCCACUCGAUCAUCUGGUCCAUCAAGCCAUAGUUUACCACCAGUGGGUCAUUCAUCUACAUUUUUGCCAAACUUUAGUUUUAACAUUUUUCCCGAGAUUGGAUCAAUUAAUCCGAAUGAGAAUUUCGCUAUGUCUGGCCUCUCAGCAAUCAAAUUUAACCACGCUAACCAUGUAUUACCUCAUCAUCCCAAUCCAAACGCACCUUUCACUCACUCAUCGGCUCUUCAAGCUCCUGGAUCAAUGGAUAAUAGUGCGAGUGUUAUGGGAGAUAAUUCAUCUCAUCAAAAUAUUUACGGACAUCAUAGCAGAAUAUCAACUCCUCACCAUCAUAAUCAUGUUUCAUUUAUACCAUUAAUUGGUACAUCACCAAGAACCUUGAAAUAACCAAUCAAAUGGACAAGAUUGUCAUAAAAAACAUUUUCAG